AUGGGAAAAUGGAUCCAUUUGUUGGCACCGCUAGUUCAUGUUCCUUUGAUGCGUGGGAGCCACUCACACACACACUGGAGAGGUUUUGGAUCGCGAUUCCGAUCCCCUGCGUCCGUGAUUGAUGACCGGCCGUUGGAGCGGGCGCAGACUAGUUAUUUGUCGCAGGCCAGAGACGGUGCAAUCUAA
Molecule: messenger RNA, 186 nt
Organism: Cordyceps militaris CM01
Lineage: Eukaryota; Fungi; Ascomycota; Sordariomycetes; Hypocreales; Cordycipitaceae
Exons: 2
Coding region: 1-186 (61 amino acids)
Source: RefSeq, a predicted model, not a curated record